GAUACGUAAGCAGCUACGCUAGUGGUAGUGUUACGCGCUGGAGCUGGAUGUGAAGAUGGCGGACGAAGAGGCCGAGCAGGACCGUAGUCCUGAGAACGGUAUCAGUGAAACGAUUGGGGAACUCAGACUACGACUGCAACAGCUGCAAGAAAUUGUGGUUAGAGAAUAUAGUGACUCUCCAGUCCAGUCCUCUUCUCAGUAUUGCCAAGAGUUUUGUAGGACACUGCUGGAGUUCGCAGGCCGUUGGAGGAUAGAGGAAGAGCCUUUGCCACUAGUAGAAGUGUAUAUAGUUGCCCUGCUGAGUUACUCCCAAGCCUCUCCAUACCUCUCCCUACAGUGUGAAAAUGUUCCUCUUGUGGUUGAGAGGCUCUCACUGAGUUUUGUGGAGCUUUUGCUCUCAUUGAAGGAGGACAUUCCAGAGGGAUUAUGGAAAGAAUUCAAGUCAUCUGUGCAGUUUGCUUACAGUAAGCUGCGCGAGAAUGGAAUCACUCAGCUGUCCCUGCUGUCUGCUUUGAGCCAGUAUGAUGGUGUUUGGACUAACGGGGUCCUGAAAGCUGUUUUGUCCAAUGACAACCCACAGACUGAACAAGUUGAGGAGUUCCUGGUGCAAGAGGGGCUGGUCCUGUCGGAGAUGAGAGUGAAACAGUUGAUGAAGGAGAAUCAGCUGGCGAAGGCUGCACUUCUGGCAAAGACAUGCUCUCAGUGUCCUGCCUUCCAAGGGAAGGGAUCUUUCAAGCAAAUGUACCUUGUCUGCCUUUGUGCUACCUCAGAACAGGAUCAGUUGAUGGAUGAGCUUUCAAAGGAGGACUGCCGUGAUGCGUUAGAGAUGAUCUGCAACCUUGAGUCAGAUGGAGACAACGGGGCAGCUUUCAGCUUAUGCUCGGCCUUCCUGACCCGGCAGCUACUCCAAGCGGACACAUAUUGUGCUUGGGAGCUCACUUUGUUUUGGAGCAAGCUGCUGAAACGUUUAGAACCAUCAGAGCAGGCCUUUCUUGACCAAUGCCGCCAGAUGUCCUCACUUUCCAAAACCGUGUACCACAUCCUGUUCCUCAUCAAGGUCAUCCAGUCAGAGAUUAACAGUCCUGGCCUGCCAGUCUGCAUUGAGAUGUGCAUGAGGGCUCUGCGGAUGGAAUCAGAUGAUGGUAGCUCCAAGGCCACUGUAUGUAAAACUAUUUCCUGUUUGCUUCCCAAUGACCUGGAAGUUAAGCGAGCUUGCCAGCUGACAGAGUUCCUCCUGGAGCCUACAGUGGAUUCAUACUAUGCUGUCGAGACUCUUUACAAUGAACCAGAUCAAAAAUUGGAGGAGGAGAGUAUGCCUGUACCCAACUCCCUACGCUGUGAACUCCUACUGGUUUUUAAAACCCAGUGGCCUUUUGACCCGGAGUUCUGGGACUGGAGAACACUUAAACGUCAUUGUCUAGCACUAAUGGGUGAGGAAGCUUCAAUAGUGUCAUCCAUUGACUUGCUGAAUGAUACUGACGGCCCUGAAGAAGAGGAAGACUUCCCCAAUCAGGACAGGCUUCACAAUAUCUCAGACCACUUGGUCAGUGGCACCUACGAACUGAAAGAUGUUACAGACAAGAGACAGAAAAACAGAGAAAUGAAGAAACUGAGGGAAAAAGGCUUCAUAUCUGCCAGAUUCAGAAACUGGCAGGCAUAUAUGCAGUACUGUGUGCUGUGUGAUAAAGAAUUUCUCGGCCAUAGGAUUGUACGCCAUGCACAGACUCAUCUAAGUGGAGGACUGUACAGCUGCCCAAUAUGUGCCCAAACCUUUACCUCGAAAGACACUUUGCUUCCCCAUGUAACAUCACAUGUUAAACAGUCAUGCAAGGAAAGGCUGACUGCAAUGAAAACAAACAAGAAACUGGCCAAUCCUAAAACAGCUGCCCCUGUUAUUGCAGCGUUAAAGGCGAAGACCGAAAAUGAACUUAAUGAAAAUCCAGAUUCCCAAGGACAAAACGGCGGGUUCAUUCAUAAUGUUGAGGCCAGAGUGGCUAAAUGUAACAUAGAUAGUAGUGAGGACAAUGUGUGCCCUGUUGGAAAAUGCAGAAGGAGCUUCAAAUUUUUCAAAAAUCUUGUUGCACAUGUUAAGGCUCAUGGAGACAGUGAGGAAGCUAAGACUUUCCUCGAAAUGCAGAGCAAAAAGGUUGUUUGCCAGUACUGCCGCCGCCACUUUGUUAGUGUCACCCAUCUUAAUGAUCAUUUGCAGGUCCACUGUGGUGUGAAGCCAUACAUCUGUAUACAACUCAACUGCAAGGCUAGUUUCCUGUCCAACGCUGAACUCCUUAUACACAGGAAAAUGCAUUCUGUUUUUAAGGCGAGAUGCAUGUUUCCAAACUGUGGAAAGAUUUUUAACGAGGCUUUCAAACUCUAUGAGCAUGAGGCGCAACAUUAUAAAACUUUCACUUGUAAAGUUGCAGACUGUGGAAAGGUAUUCCACUCACAACAACAGCUGGACUUGCAUCAGGAGAAGCAUGCCACCCAAGAAGAGGAAAGCCUGUCUUCUGAACUGAUGAUCUCACAAAGUAAGCAGCCCACCUCUUCACUUAUUGAACAAAUGCUUUCCAAUCACACUCCACAGAAACAAGAGGAUUCUCAUGAAAACUAUGACACUGAAAGUGUUGCUAAUCAAGAUCAUGAGAGGCCAUCAGUGUCUGUUGAGAGUUUAAUGAAAUCAUCCCAAGCACCUGUGGAUUCGUUAGGACAAUACAAAGUCAAGCUUGAACCACAAAGUACACCUUUCUCCACCAGCAGUCAGACGCCGAGUUUAAAUAAUUCUGUGAUUCAGCCUGUGACUUCACACUUGUCUGACACUAACGGACACAGAGAUGACUCGGGUGGCCAUUCUUUUGACUAUAUGAGACCACCCCACUCACAUGACUUUAAUACAGAUGCUUCACAUGGCCAGCCUCAAAUGUUCCUGAAUAACGUAAAUACUGGAUCAGUGAAUUACAAUUCUGACUGCAACUUACCAUUUCCAGGGCAGCAAGGGCCAAUGUGUAGUAACAACCCAUUAACGGCAUUACCAAUGCCAAACUCCAUAGACCCAGGAGUUUCACAACUACUUCCUCCAACAGUAGCCCCACAGCCCCUAACUGGGAACAGAGCAGAGAAUUCUUUGACAUCCUCAACUAGCACAGGUCCUCUUCUAGGACAGAAAGAGAGAUUUCACUGCGCAUUUGAAACGUGCAUAAGGCACUACAGCUCCUGCAGAAGUGUUACCAAGCACAUGAAAACAGUUCACCCAGAUUUCUAUGAGCAAUGGAAAGUUAAUCGAACUAAAAUAAAGAUAACCUACGCUCCAGCACCGAAGACAUCAUCUCACGGAGAGCUCAGUUCAGUCGCCUGCCCCCAGAAGGGGAACAGAGCACCAGUUCAUGGAGUGCAGAGGCAGAAUGUUAUCCAAUCACCUCCUUAUACUAACAUGGUUACAAGCACAAAGUAUAGUACCAUAAAUUCCCAUUCCUCGUCUGCUCUCAAUCAGAAUGCGUCACUUGUGAUGGAAAGUGUUUUAAAUCCCAUUGUCCUUUCUCAACUUGGAAGUGAUGCAAAUCCAGGUAGUCAAACUUGGCACUCAGCCACUGGAAGUGAAGAAAUUCAAAAUUGUGGCUCUUCCCAAGUCUAUUCAUCUAACAUGCAAGUGCAGCCACAAGUGAAUUCUGCUGGUGCAGCUCUGCCACCUAGUGGUCCCUCUUGCUCCAUGAUGGGAUCAACAAUGAACAAACCAUCAGAGUCUUUGCAGUCACUACUUAUGGAAAAUGGAUCCCAGUCAGUUUUGCCAUCAUACAGAGACGGUGCUAAGGAAGUGUCACAACCAGCAGAGGACCGUCUUCCACCAUAUACAUCACAAAUGCAAUGCAAUUUAGGCUCCACUUCCAGGGCCCCAGAAAAAAACAAAUCCAUGCAAAAUCAUAAGCAAUCCAGUUUUCCCUCUCGAGACAGUGUAAAUCAGAAAAAUAUUAACAACCAACCUCAAAAUGGACCAGUCAUCACUGAAAAUAGCUCUGAAUAUCAAAAACGAGUUAAAAGGAACAAGAGGACCAAAUGGCCUGCUAUUGUUAGAGAUGGGAAAUUUGUGUGUUGUAGGUGUUUUAGACAAUUUAAUAGUCCCAAAUCUCUUGGAGGCCAUUUGUCCAAGCGCGCAGUCUGUAAACCAUAUGAGGAGUCGGAACUGAACACAGAACUGCCAACGUCAUUCCUUGACCUUCUCAACUCAGAACAAACAGUUCCUACUGUUUACCAGGAGAGACCUCGUCAUGUAACAAAUGGUUCAACAGCUGUGAAAGAUUACCCCACCCCUAAUUAUCCACAAGACAAUGUGCUAGUAUAUGGUAGUGGUAAGGCAAAUGAUGACGUUCUUAAACAAAUCGUGGCUGAAUCCAACAUGUCUGAUCUUUUUGUGCACACACCUGCUUCACAGCCUUUGUUCCAAAACCCUUGUGUUUUCUUUGGAGCUGGUGAACAUUUGCCAGGGAACUCAGUGAUACAGCAUACAGAAAAUGUUCAACAGAAGCGAGAGGACAACUCGCAUAGUAUAGCCCCUUAUCCUCAGCAUAGCGUCGAUUCAUUUGGUGGAAGUGAAUUCCCGGACCCACUUCUUUCUCAGAUUCUCACAGAAAAUCCCACCACUGCUGUUCCUGGAAGUACAAACCACAAUGAAGCUUAUUGCUCUGAAGCAUAUACCUCUGACACAACAAUUCAGACACAAGAUACAGAUUCAAAUCCAGUGAUGCAAACACAGUUACUUGAUAAUCAGCUUAGUCCAGUAACAAGUGGCAAGCAGGUUGAGGCACAAAGGAAGACAAUAGAGCAAGAUAUUAAGAAGAGACUGCGGGAGCAGAUUUUGGCUGGUGACUUACAACGAAGAAACAGUUUGUGUCAUUCAGGCAGCACUGACCCCAGUGCCAAUUCAAAGAAUCCCAUGUCCUUUGGCUCAAUGUGCAUUCCUUUAAAUAAUUCUGAACUUCAUCAAGUGUCUCAUGAUGCAAAGAAUAACUCAACAAGUGAAGCUCAAGUCAUUCAAGGAAAUCCUGCAAUUAUCCCAGGAACCCCUGGUGAAAUUGAACAACUAUUGAACACACAGAGUUUUACUUGCUUCAGGGAGCCCUCUGCCCCACAGCAGGAAGUAGUGAGCCCCACAGGUGUCACGGCAAAUGAUGCAGAUCUUGAGCCCACGCAGUUGUCUGCCAGUCAGCAACAGUGGAUGACAGAAAUUCAAAGUGCAUUUGAAAGGCUCGACUUGGUCAGAGAAGUUUCUGAUCUGAAGUUGGUUUCCAUGAAAGCAAAUGGAAGUACUACAAACAGCCAGGCAACACCUGCCAAGGUUGAUUUACAUACCUCACCGCUGUCGAUCUUUGUCAAGCCAUUUGCUUGUGAGAAAGAAAACUGCACAUUUAGCUCCAUGUCAAGUGAAGCCCUUUGGAAACACCUCUCCAAAACACACAACUAUACACUUGAGAUGGUGAAUGUGGUCAAAAAAAGGUAUGGCCAGUAUGCUCCUUUCAAGUGUCAAAAAUGUAGUAAAACCUUUACUCGUAACUCAAAUCUUCGAGCUCACUACCAGUCAGCUCACAAAUUAUCAGCUAAGGAAAUUGCAGAUCUGGAUAUAAAGCGCAGACAGGCCAAAGCUGCUGUUGAAAACCAGCCUUCAGUGGCUCAAACCACAGGGACUACUCAUUCAUCAUUGCAGAGCAAAACAUGUCCGAAUUCACUUGAAGAUGCAGUAAAAGAUGAUAGCCCAUUUGUAUCACAUACUAACGUGGACAUUGGUAAGAAAUUUAAAGACGACAGUCAUUUUGCCCUCAUUCCUCCUUUGCCAACUGCCAUGCCUCAGGCUAAUUGGAUGCCAUCGUUCAACGAUCAAUCUAUCAACAGGCAGGCAGUAGUUAAGCCAAGUAUAGAGAUUACUAAGAAGACAAAAGAGAAGAAGCCCAACUCAGGUGAUGCUUUGAGUCCUUACAGACCUUAUCGCUGCGUUCAUCAAGGGUGUGAGGCAGCCUUCACCAUCCAGCACAAUCUGAUCCUCCACUACAGGGCUGUUCACCAGUCUGCUUUGUCAGCUUUGGAGGUCAACAAAGAUCAGGACCAGAGUGAUGGACUGGAUGAGGUAGUAAACCACGAUGAGGAGGAUCCAGAAGCAGAGGUCCCUCAAAUUUAUGAAUUCCGAUGCCAAGUCAAAGACUGCUCACGAGUUUUCCAAGAAGUUCCCAACCUUUUGCAGCAUUAUCUUCAGCUUCAUGAAUUCAGUCUUGAUAAGGUUGGGAUUCUCAUGUCUGGCAUCAAACUUGGCAAGUUUGCCUGUGGUUACCAAGGAUGCACAGCAUCCUUUACUGCUUUCUGGAAGUAUAUAGGGCACAUCAAAGAACAGCAUAAAGAUAUGAAGUUGGCCAAACCUGAACAAUUAAACGGCUUGUUCAAGUGUGAAAUUGAAGGUUGUGACCGUUCAUAUGCCACAAAGUCAAACAUGCUCAGACAUGUCAUGAAAAAGCAUCAAGACUUGUACCAGCCAAGACUAAAGAAUCAACGGAUAAAAGAAGAUGGGAUGAAACAGAGCUCCAAGACUUUGCAUUACCAAAUCACCAAGACAAUUAAUGGAAAGGAAAACAUUGAGAGCAAUAAAAAGAUUCUACAGAGGGGAAAUAAUACAAAGAAAGCAAAAAACAAUCAUUGGACUAAAUAUGGAAAACCCUCCUUGAAAUCCAAAGUGGAGGCAUCUUCAAUAUGCACUAAGAAAUUUCCUCUACAGUACCCCUGUAUGAUUAAAGGUUGCGAGUCAGUCAUGAAAUCAGAGCGGAGCAUAUUAAAACAUUACAUGGGACACGGACUGGCAGAAAAGUAUCUGGAGCAGCAGAGGAGUCACUUCAUAUUCUGCAAAAAGAUCCCCAGGCAGAAGUGCCGCUCCAUCAGGAGUGAUGAUUCAAAAUCAGACAACACCUCUGACCUGUCAGACAAUGAGUUAACAGCAGAUACCAGUCACCAAGGAGGGGAAUAUGGGUGUUCAAAGCCUGUAUUACGCAAAAGGACCACAGUAGACAUCCCUGCUGCAUUAUUUGACACCAAACUGUCACAUGAUGAAAGUUCCGAUGGCUCUGUGGUGCUCAAACGCAAACGAGGACGUCCACGAAAACUGAUAGAAAAAAUUGGGAAACGCAAGAAAAUUCCUCGCACGACCAAGAUUGAUGUCAUUUACAGCAGGGACGAUGAAUCGGACUCCUCUUGCCCUGCAAUAAUGCAGGAGGAUAUGACUGAGCAGAGUGCUCCACUUGCCUCUUUCAAACCAAUGGGAUUUGAAAUGUCUUUCCUACAGUUCCUGGAACAAUCAAAUAAAUGUGAACAUCCCUUGACGAAGAAGGUUGAUGUUCCAGAAACAUGGAGAAAAAAAUCCCCCCUGAACACCAAAGACACAUAUGUCAACUUCAGCAACCGUCAAAAUUUGAAAUCCCUUAGUAAGGUUAAAAUCAUUUUAGAAAAGGCCUUUUCAGAUGACAAUGAGCUUAUGUUGAGACAGCUGCAGGACAUGUGGCCCACAGUGGUUUUGGAAAAAAAAUGACUUCUCUUGAAAUUUUCUUUUCGUUGUUAUUUUUUUGAAAAGCAGAAUCUCAGGACUAGAAUGAGUAAAAUCUGCUGCAGACCGGUGCCCUAUGUAUGAAAUAGUUUUUACAUUCUUUUUUCAAAAAAAGAGGGGAAAAUGGUUGUUUUGAAAACUGUAAUAUUGUCUGUAAAAUGUCUUUUUUUUAAUAGAAUAGUGUAUAGCAUGUUUUUUGUUUUGUUUUUUCUAUUUAUGAACCUAAGUCAAAAAGCUACCAGAUAGUUUUGCUGGAGUUGUAAGUUGGCAUCAGUUUUAGGUGUCUUAAUUAUCCCUGUGGGACUUGCAGACAAAUGGACUUGGAAAAUGGAUUGUAAUGUUGUGUGUAGUUUGUGAUUUAAAGAUGUUGAUUAUUGUUCAUUGUGUAUAUAAUUUGAAAUCACUCACUGCCACCAGCAGUCUUACUAUUAAAUGAACAGCUUUUUUACAACCA
Molecule: messenger RNA, 8018 nt
Organism: Scatophagus argus
Lineage: Eukaryota; Metazoa; Chordata; Actinopteri; Scatophagidae
Gene: znf292b
Product: zinc finger protein 292b
Exons: 8
Coding region: 56-7549 (2497 amino acids)
Biological process (GO): regulation of transcription by RNA polymerase II
Cellular component (GO): nucleus
Molecular function (GO): DNA binding; DNA-binding transcription factor activity, RNA polymerase II-specific
Source: RefSeq, a predicted model, not a curated record